This is a messenger RNA of Closterium sp. Naga37s-1, 2520 nucleotides long. The record is from the annotation of a GenBank genome assembly. NCBI's taxonomy places the organism in Eukaryota, Viridiplantae, Streptophyta, Zygnematophyceae, Desmidiales, Closteriaceae.
AUGCGCACUGCUGCUAUAAUCCCCGCUUCCCCCUUUCCAGUCCCCCUUCUCCUCUCUCCCAUUCACCCCCUUCCCCUCCUUUCCCUUCCCUCCCCCUCCCCUCUUCCCCUCCCCCUCCCUCCCUCCCUCUUCCUGCCUGCUGUUCGUUUCUGGUUCCCCUCUACCUCCUUAUUCAACUCCUCUUCCGCCCCCGCGCUUGCCCCUCGCUGCGUGCCCUCCCCCGCCGCUCCCCGUCCGUUCAAGCCCCCUGCGCCGGUGAAACUUCGGUCGCGCAAGGAUUAUUUGAUAAUAGACAAGUACGAUUGGGCGCAGCUAAACAACCAGCGCCCGCACGUGUGCUACGCCGGCGUCCCCUGCUCCCUCCUGCUGCUUGUACCGAAGCACGCUCUUAACGGGACAAAUGACGCGAUGGGAGACGUGAAGAAGGAGGAGAGGGAGGAGGUUGCGAAACCCGCGGCGAAAUCCGCGAUGGCGUUACGGUUCGACGACGAGAUUCAAGAGCUGGAGCGGCUGCUGCUGCCGCACACGGAAGUGCUCCUGGCGGACGUGAUGGUAACCCUAUACGGCCCGUCGCUGCAGCAUGCUUCGCUGGUUUCGCAGACGGCGACGCCGAACGGGCCGCUGCUGCAGCUGUCCGUGCUGGUCUGGGACGUGGGCGAUUACAGGGGCAUCGUGCGCGCGGACUGCACGCACGAGAGCGCCGUCGGUUCGCGCUAUGAUACCCCGCCGGGUCCGGGGGAGGUGCGCUACUUCCGCGUGCACGUCCACCCCGCCGCCUCCCCCCCCGCCUCCCCCGCCACUCCCCCGUCCCCCGUCUCCGGCCCCUCCGCCCCCGCUUCCGCGCGCCGUUCCGCCGCAGGGGCGGGCGCAGAGGCGGGUGCGGAAGCGGGCGGCGCAGGGGCGGGAGCGGGAGUGGUCGCGGGGGCGGGCGCGGGCGCGGGCGCCGGGGGGCAGUGGGCGGGCGACGUGGGGUUCGAGGUGGCGGCGAUUCCGUCGCCCUGCUCCGUGGGCACGUUCGCGCGCUGGUUGAGACGACCCAACGGAUCGUACAAAUGGACCUCCUACACGUGUGCGGCCAUGUCAGUGGCGCUCGUGGGCAGCAGGAACAUGCUCCGAGCAACGGAGAAACGAGCGCGCAAAGCAGCUGCUGCUGCUGCUGCCGCCGCUGCUUCCGUCACUGCUUCUGGUGGUGCUGAUGGUGGCCGGUCUAGAAAACUCUUGGCUGCUGAUUCUGCUGCUGCUGGCACUGGUGUGACCGACACCGCCGCUGCUGCUGGUACUGCUACUGCUGCUGGUACUGCUACUGCUGCUGCUGGUGAAGCUGGUAUUCCACACACAACAACGACGACAGCGGCGAGCGAGAGCGCAAGUGAGCUCGUACCAGUGCGGCGGAAGCUAACGAGCGACGAGGAGGUUUUUGAGGCGCCUCAAGAGGCAAGCGAGCUCGUGGCAGUGCGGCGAAGGCUCACGGGCAGCGAGGAGAGUUUUGAGUCGACUCAAGAGGCUGAUGUUUCACCCACAGCAAGGACGAGUGGGGGUGAAGGCGAGCUCGUGGCAGUGCGGCGGAAGCUAACGGGCGACGAGGAGAGCUGCGAGGAAAAAGGCCCGUUUGCGUGCGAGAGCAAGAAGCAGCUGCUGCGAGAUCUGCUCCUAGCGCUCGGCCCUGCACUAGAAGAGGAGGCCAUUGCAGCGAAGGGUGAUGGCGGUGCUGCUGGUGCUGGUGCUGGUGGUGCUGGUGGUGCUGGUGCUGGUGGUGCUGAUGGUGCUGGUGGGAGAAGUGGAGGGACUGGGAUGGAUGGGGGGGAGGGAGAGGAGGGGAAGAUGGAACGUGGGGAGGCGGAUUCUGGGAUUCCGGGGGUGGGGAUUUCGACACGGUUUGCGCUGGUGGGGGACUCGCACAUGCGAAACCUGUUUUUUGACCUCACGUAUUCUCUGCUGCGGGAUGAGAGGGUGAAGAAUGGGGAGAAUGGGGAGAAUGGGGUGAGUGGGGUGAAUGGGGUGAAUGGGGUGAAUGGGACGAAUGGGACGCUGGGCGGGCAGUCGAGGCUGGUGUUUCGAAAGAACCUUCACGGGCAGAUGUGCUCGCUGAUCUCGUCCUCUGGGCUGAUCCGCGCGUGCCACGAAUCUGUGGGCAGCGUUGUACACCCGGCGUAUGAUGACGUGGCGCGGAACGCUGAGCUGGCGCGUAGCGCUGAGCUGGCAGCGAGGAGGGGGAAGGGGAACGGGGGGAAGGGGGCGGCGAAGGAGAGAGGGGAGUGGGGGAGGGGAACGGAGGAGCGAUGGAUGGAGAUUAGGUAUUACUGGGUGGAUGGGCUCUACCUCAACGGCCAAGACGGAUGCCUGCAAUCCCCACCACCCGUUCCCCUUUCUCUCCCUGGCCUUCCCUCCCUGGCCUUCCCUCCCUGGCCUUCCCUCCCUGGCCUUCCCUCCCCGGCCUUGUCUCUCCCACAACCGGGGGAAGUAUCCUGUGCUACUGGCAAACAGUGCGCACUGGAGCUUUACCUUCUGCACCGAGCCUGA